AUGAUAGGGAGAUUGCACAGGCAAAAUAGUUUCGGGCCUCCCGAAAAGAAGAGUACUCUGGUUAUCUCCAGAGCCAUGGAAUUUAAAAUCUUAGAAGGAGAAUCCUCCAUUCCAAACGCCUCACCAGUAGUUUUAGAAAGCAUAAAUAAAAGCCUGGAGUCUUUAAUAGUCUCACAUAGAGGCACUAAACGAGUGGUUUGCGAUCUGCCGAGUUUUGUCAACAAUAUUGUUAUAUCGCAUUGUGAUUUAUCAGAUAAAGAGCUAAUUGAUAAGUCAGUACUAUUAUAUAUAAUUUAUUUAUUAUUAUUUUGUCUUUUUUUUUGUUUUUAUGGAAUAAAUAAUAAUUAUAGACGUUAUGGAGAAUAUUUUGAUGGAUAUUCCCUGGCGAAUAAUGUACAGUACAUUCCUGUGGAAAUUGAGUGUCUGGCCAAUUUGGGGCCGGAACUCAGUAAGUCUAUCCUGUCACUUUUUGUAUCCAUAAUUUUCGAUUAUAUAAGUGAAGAUAAUAACUUGCUAGAACCCGAGCUUAUUAAGUGGGGAACCACUUUCCUACAGAGGAUGGGAAAGAUACUGAACCUGACGGAAGUUGAUGUUUCCUCCAUAAUAAAACCAGUUUCGCAGAGUCUGGAGCUGAAGCAACUUGGAAUGAACUUUGAUGAUUUGAAGCUAGAGAAACGGAUCCAUGUAAAUUAUAUCCAGGAACAACUGAGACCCAUGCAAGAUAGCAUUAACGAUUUUUUCAAACAAGCUAUAGGAACUGAUGAUAACGAAUCUGAUUUUACAACCGAAGUCUCUCAAACUGAAAUGCACAAACAAUCAGAACCACCGGAUUUAUUAAAUGAUGAAACUGAUCAGGAUUUUUUAAAAUAUUUCCCAGACGACAAGUACUUAUCUCAGUACAUACAAGAUAAGCAACAAUUAGUACAAGAUUCACAAGAACAAAAUUUAUUAAAAGUUGAGUCAGAUGAAGAUUUACUGCAGGAUGAUUUGGAAGCUGAUGAUGAAGAUAAGGAGGAGGAAGAGUGUUUUAAGAGGAAUUUCAUAGAAAAUUAUCGUCCUGAAAGGGGACCAGAUGAUGAAAAUGAUCCAUUUUCUGAAGUUUUAGGCACUCUUGAACCUCCUUUAUCCCAAGAAAUAACUGAAACUAUUAAUUUGGAACAUUUUAAUUUUAGUCCUGAUCCAAAUGUUAAUAUAAAUGAUAGCACUGAUUUGAAUGCUGAUGAUGUAAACAAAAGUGAUUUAAAUUUUAAUGACGUAAAUGAAAGUCCAAAACUGAUUGACAUGAACAUUAACGCUUCUCCGUCUAAUUUAAGCUCAAGUUCAAGUUCCGAAACUGUCCUGGAUGCCGAUGAACAAGAACAAGAAAGAGAUAGCUUACUUAGAGACUUAGAAAGGUCAAUUGGACAUAAAUCUGGACCUUCAAACGUGGAUUAUGAAAACUUGUUGAAUGAUAUGUCGAACUUAAACUUACCGCCAAAGAAAAAUAAGAGCCUGCCCUCUAAAAUCUUGGGGAAUAUUUCAAAGAAGAUCAACCGGGUGUUUUCAAUAAACUCAGAUAAAACCGGAAAGGUCAGCUAUAAAUCCUCAAUUGAAAGUCAUCGAUCAUAUCCCAAUCAAGAUUAUCUAAAUAACUUGCUGCUGAUUGAAAAGUCGCCCGACGUGGUGGCAGUUCUGGUCAGGAAUUUGUUGCUGAAGUAUAUAAUAUCAGGAUUCAACGACUCGAGAGCACAGGUGGUUUUUGCAAAAUUUGCAAACCUGCUCGGAGUGACAACAGCAAGCGUGCUGAGCAUAGAGAACAACAUCGUGUCAGAUUUGGCUGGAAUUUUGGAUGUGAACGCAGCUAAAACAUCAAGUAAGAAGGUGAGUAAGAGACUAAAAAUACUGAGCGCAACUGUGGGAGGAACAGCACUUCUAGCACUUACAGCAGGAGUAGCGUCACCAGUUCUUGCAGUGGGUAUUGCAUUUCUAGGACUUUCAGGUACAGGAUUCUCAACGUACCUGAGUUCAAAUGAAGGCUAUAACGUCUUGAAGAAUAUCUUCGGACUUAACGUGUCUUUGACGCAGUUCAAGGCGAGAAGAGAACUGAUGACAAACUUACAGUUCAUACAAAUGAACCCAAACGUAUUUGGAGAUUCCAUUUCUGACGCCGAAAGUUCUCACUAUUCGUCUGGUAAGGAGUCAAACAGGCCUGAGAAAGAGGAGGUGAAUAGUAACUAUAUUGGGAUCUGCAUUUGUGUGGGAAAUAACGUCUUUUUAAAUGAAAUCUUCUUCUUCGAAAACGAGUCAUUUGACUUCAAGUCGACGGAAACCAUACGCCAUUUAGACUCAGAAUAUAUUGAAAUUUGGAAACGCCAGUUCCCAGUGCCAAUUAAUGACCUGUACCUGCUCAAGUGGGAAUCUAAGCUACUAGCCUCACUCCAUAGAAUGCUCCUGAAACUCACCUCGCUCUCCAUAUACCAGAAGUCACUUGAACUCUACAGAACUAUAAACAACUCAGUCUACGUUACGAACGUUAACCCUAAAGAUUUACUGGACAGCAAUAGUUUGUUUGACACUGGAGGUAUGGUUCAGGCAGAUAAUGUUCGGGAUAGUAGUGGGGGGAAUCGCUAUUUCAGCAUUGAAGGUAGUAGUGGAAACUACUACUCAAGCCCGAAUCGUAACUCCCCAACAAUUUCACCCACCAAGGAUAGAGAUUCUGGCUCGUCAAAAUUCGACCCCUAUAAUAACAAUAACAUAAAUAACAUUAACUGGCCCUUGGCCCUAAUACAGCUCUGCAGUAACUUGGACAACUGCUGGCUCGUGUGUAGGAGUCGAGCUGAGGUGUGCGGCGGCUUGUUGGCAACUGCGAUUUGUGAUAAACUUCUCACCGGCGACCGCCACGUAUCCCUAAUUGGCUACUCCAUGGGUGCUCGCGCCAUUUUGUAUUGCCUGCUAAAACUUUUCGAGCGCAACAAACUCAACACUGUCAAGGACGUUGUUCUCAUGGGUCUCCCCAGCACUGCAGGCUACUCCGAGUGGAGCAAGUGUUCCUCGGUUGUUGCAGGCCGUCUCAUCAAUGUCUAUAAUGAGAACGACUGGAUUCUCGCUUUCCUUUACCGUUACACCUCAAUCAACAAGGUCGCUGGUCUUGCUCCCGUUGUUCACGAAAAGGUUGAAAAUUUUAACGUCUGUAACCUUUUCGACAGCCAUGCUGACUACUUUGAAAACAUUUCCAAAAUCCUCUCAUUCAUCAACAUUCAGCUUUAA
This is a messenger RNA of Theileria annulata, 3246 nucleotides long. RefSeq lists its product as uncharacterized. The coding region runs from base 1 to 3246 and encodes 1081 amino acids. The transcript has 4 exons. The record is from RefSeq and is a predicted model, not a curated record. Lineage: Eukaryota; Apicomplexa; Aconoidasida; Piroplasmida; Theileriidae.